UGGGGGCGGAAGUGUGUCGCUGAUGUACUCAGGUAGAGAGCGGCACAGAGAGGCAGAAGCCGAGCAGAGGCCGAGCAGAGAGCGUGAUGUCGGGCUACAGCAGAGAGGUGCAUCUGGCCACCAGCGUCCUCUGCAGCAGCUCCGGGUCCAUGCCGCUGCAGCAGCUGCACCACCAGCUGCUGCAGCGCUGCACCGUCAGCGAGGAAGACUUCUGCUUCAUCCUCCAACACUGCCCACGCUUCCUGCUGGUCCGCAGGGAGCGGCUCCAGGACUGCACGGUGGUGGCGAGAACCUCCCUGCGGCUGUGCAGCAAGUACGGCCGGGGGGAGUGCAGGGAGUGUCAGCAGCUGCACCUCUGCAAGUUCUUCAUCUACGGAAACUGCAGGUUCGGGAAAGGCAGGAAGUUGUGUAAAUUCUCCCACAACAUUCGCUCAACUCAUAACUUUGAAGUUCUGAGAGAUUGUUCGCUGCACGAACUCAACGAGGACCAGCUGUUCCUGCUGCUGCUGCAGAACGACCCGGCACUGCUGCCUAAGGUGUGUCUUCACUAUAAUAAAGGCUCCGGUCCUCACGGCGACUGUAACUACCAGGAGAGCUGCUCCAACGUCCACCUGUGUCAGCACUUCCUCCAGGGAGACUGUCUGUUCGGACGCCGCUGCAACCGGCAGCACGCCAUCGAGCAGCGCGGCCGCCGCAUGUUGGAGGAGCGAGGACUGAGCGGAGGAGUCAUCCAGGAGCUGCCCGUCAUCUACCGGAACAUCCACCUCCUCACCGUCGCCGACGCAGAGACAAGUCCUGAUUCUUCUCAAACUGUGGAUCAGACGGACCAGAAGGAGGACAUCUGUCUGCACUUCACCAGAAACAUCUGCAAGUUCCAGAACAAGUGUCGCCUUGUUCACUUCCACCUUCCCUACAAAUGGGAGGUGUUCGACGGCGUCACCUGGACAGACCUGCAGCACAUGGAGGACAUAGAGCGAGAUUUCUGUGACCCAUCCAAGACUCAGAGUUGCGGCGAUCAGCCCGUCAACUUCCUGAUAAUGACUCGAGGGUGGCAGCCCGUCCGCCGUCUCUCCACGGUUUCCUCUGUAACAAAGCCACCUCACUACAUCCUGACGACUGUCUGGUUGUGGUACUACAAGGGGGACCAGAGGAACUGGAUAGAGUAUGGACAGCCGGAUGAAAAGCAGCGAACCACAUCAGUGACAUCACAGACUCUGGAGGAGGCUUUUCUGUCUGGCAGAACCGAAGUCAAAGUGGUGAAAGGCCAAAGACAGUAUGUCAUCAGCUUCAAUGACAUGUACCAGAGGAACCCCAAACACAAAACCAAGAGGAGAGUUUGUCGUCGACCUCGCUUUGUCUCUGUGGCCGAGGUGGAGAAACAGAAAAACCAUGAACUGAUGAGGACCGGACCGAGUGCCUUAUCAUCGUUAACCACAUCUGGACUUUAAAUAUGUCCGUCCCCCCCCCGCCUAUAUUUGUACGUCUCACAGCCAAAUUGAGAACCCCAAGGGUUAGUUAAACCAGAUAGCCAGUAGGACUGUUUAGAGGAUCUUGUUGUUAGGGUUAGUUAAACCAGAUAGCCAGUAGGACUGUUUAGAGGAUCUGGUUGUUGGGGUUAGUUUAAUCAGUUAACCAGAAGAUAAACUGGUUAGUUGGCUGUUGACCUCACUUCCUAGUUUUUACCUGCUGCCACAAACGCCAACAAGGCACUCCUUAAACUGAAGGCCAAAUUCUCAUAAUGCUAACAUUACCAUCGUGUCUAAGCUAAUGUUGGCUGGCUUUGAUGGUUGCAUGCAACACAACCUGCAAUUACAUGCUAGCACAAUAACAUGCUAGCUGUUAGCUCAAUGGGUCUAUUUAGUGCUUUAAGAACUGUUUCUAUUUCCUAUGGGAGAAAUAAGGACAAAUGAGUGGUCUGUGUUUACUUUGUGUUAAUGAGUGGUCUGUGUUUACUUUGUGUUAAUGAGUGGUCUGUGUUUACUUUGUGUUAAUGAGUGGUCUGUGUUUACUUUGUGUUAAUGAGUGGUCUGUGUUUACUUUGUGUUAAUGAGUGGUCUGUGUUUACUUUGUGUUAAUGAGUGGUCUGUGUUAAUGAGUGGUCUGUGUUUACUUUAUGCUAAUGAGUAGUUUGUGUUUACUUUAUGCUAAUGAGUAGUUCCUUUUUACUUUAUGCUAAUGAGUAGUUUGUGUUUCCUUUAUGCUAAUGAGUAGUUUGUGUUUCAUUACAUUACAUUAGAGUCAUGUAGCAGAGGCUUUUCUCCAGAGCGACUUACAGUCAGUAGUAUGUUACAUAUCAUUCACCCAUUCACACACUGAUGACAGGCUACCAUCAAGGUGCCACCAUCAGACUCUAACUAACAUUCAUCAUCCAGUCCACACCGAUGGCCUUCAGGAGCAACUUGGGGUUAAGUAUCUUGCCCAAGGACACAUCGACUGCUGAAGCCGGGUAUCGAACCACCGACCCUCUGAUUGGAGAACUACCUUGCUCUCCACUACGCCACAGCCGCCCCGUUUCCUUUGUGCUAAUGAGUAGUCUGUGUUUCCUUUGUGCUAAUGAGUAGUUUGUGUUUACUUUAUGCUAAUGAGUAAUUUGUGUUUACUUUAUGCUAAUGAGUAGUUUGUGUUUCCUUUAUGCUAAUGAGUAGUUUGUUUCCUUUAUGCUAAUGUGUAGUGUUUUCCUUGUUAAGUCAGUUUGAAUUCUUCAUGCAGGUCAAACACUGUUGAUAACUUCACACUCAUGUUACAUGUUUUUACUUUAUUUAAACUAUUAUGUGUUUUUAUUAUUUUUCAUAGUUGCACCAGUUACUUCAUAUUUUAGUAUCUUUUUACUGCGUUGGACUUGUAUACCGUCAUGUCAAUAAACUUCAAUAAAU
Messenger RNA from Anoplopoma fimbria (sablefish), 2873 nucleotides. RefSeq names its product poly (ADP-ribose) polymerase family, member 12b (gene parp12b). The coding region runs from base 87 to 1448 and encodes 453 amino acids. Lineage: Eukaryota; Metazoa; Chordata; Actinopteri; Perciformes; Anoplopomatidae. The transcript has 9 exons. The record is from RefSeq and is a predicted model, not a curated record. Gene Ontology annotation, molecular function: metal ion binding.